AUGGCGACCGAAAACACCCAGAACCCCCAAUUCACAAACACCUUUGUGGGCGGCGAAGUCGAGAUGCCACGACAGAGAACCACCUCGACCGACCACUCGGCCACGGACGAAUGGGACGCGGGCAAGACCCCACCCAGCCGCUUCCAGAAGCGCAAGGGCAGCAUCUACGCCACGCCCAGCUCGCGCGACGGCCACGUCGAGCGCAACCGCGACGCCGUCGAGGAGUUCCACAAGCUCACGGCUCCCAAGACGUCGUCCAAGCGCUGGUCCUUCUCUCGGUCCAAGAAGGACGCCACCUCGACCACUCCCGAGGCUCCUCGGAAGGCCAGCCAGGCCAGUGCUUCUAGCCAAUAG
This is a messenger RNA of Microdochium trichocladiopsis, 354 nucleotides long. RefSeq lists its product as uncharacterized. The coding region runs from base 1 to 354 and encodes 117 amino acids. NCBI's taxonomy places the organism in Eukaryota, Fungi, Ascomycota, Sordariomycetes, Xylariales, Microdochiaceae. The record is from RefSeq and is a predicted model, not a curated record. The transcript is spliced from 2 exons.